AUGUACGGAUAUAUAACAAUAUUUCUUAUUGUAUUGAGUUUACCUGAUGAAAUAUCGGGGGUAUUUAAACUAACAAAUGCCAUUUGUGAGUCUCAUAACAAGUCAUGGGCUGUUAUUAACAAGUGUCGAUUAAAAGCUCUCCGGCGAGAUACCACAGCACUCUAUAUUAACGUAACACUUGUGGAGCCUGUGAAAAAUACAAUACUAAAUAUGGCGAUUCUGAAAAAGGCAAAUGGUUACAAACCAUUUCUGUACAACAUUACCCUUGAUACUUGUGAAUAUCUGGCAAAGCGGAAUAAUCCUCUCAUGAAUCUCAUAUUCAAGUUUGUUCAAAAAUAUUUGGAAAUCGGCAACUGGUGUCCCUAUGAGGGAUUCGUUAUAGUGAAAGGCUUAUACUUGAAAACGGAAUACCUGCAAAGUCUUCCUCUUCCCGAUGGUGAAUACAUCUUAGCAGGAAAUUGUUUUAAUCUGACUUUCACAGAAUUCACAUUAACCCAGAAAACAGAGUUUACAAAGCACAUCAUAUACGAUCUGUAUACUAGCUCCAAUCCUAAAAAUCCUCAAGUCAUAAAAUUGUAUGAUUAUUUUUCCAUCAAAAAGUCAAAUUACAACACACGACUCAGAACAAAGAUUAUGAUACAUGGGUGGAUCCCAGAUUUUGACAAAAGAUAUACUUAUGUUGUGCGAGACGCAUAUUUGGGGAUUAACAACUUAAACUUUAUUGAAGUUAAUUGGACCUAUUAUUCAAGACUAGACUAUCCUGUGGUAAUUAAAUUAUUACCCAGAAUAGGAGAGGAAAUAGCAAAAUUAGUUGAUUAUUUAAAUGUAAAGUUUAAACUUGAUUUUGAUGAAGUCAUACUGAUUGGGCAUAGUAUGGGUGCACAUGUGGCAGGUUUUACUGGGAAAUAUGUGAAACGUGGAAAAAUAGCCGGUAUUGUUGGAUUGGAUGCUACACGUCCUCUUAUUACUUAUAAUAUUCCUGGCACGCAUUUAGAAGCCACUGAUGCUAAGUAUGUUGAAACACUACAUGUUACAACCUUCAGGGGCACAUUAAUGCCUAUUGGAAAUGUUUCUUUUUAUCCCAACUGGGGGAGAAAACUACCAGGUUGCAAUGAAGGUGAUAUUGAUUAUUGUUCUCAUGAAAAAGCACCGGCACUUUAUGCAGCAGCAGUAGGAGGUUACCCACUUGGACCAUAUUAUAAAUGCAUGUCGUUUGAAAAUAUUGUAGAAAAAAGCGAUUGUAAUGAAUUAGCUGUUAAUGCUAAAAUCGGUGAUCCAUUAGACAUUGAACAAGUUAUGGGUAUAUAUUAUUUGGAAAUAAAAGAUGGUGACAUUUAGUUAUAUAUUCCAUUUAAUAUAUA
Teleopsis dalmanni is the source of this 1361-nucleotide messenger RNA. RefSeq names its product pancreatic lipase-related protein 2-like. The transcript is spliced from 6 exons. Lineage: Eukaryota; Metazoa; Arthropoda; Insecta; Diptera; Diopsidae. Bases 1 to 1338 code for a protein of 445 amino acids. The record is from RefSeq and is a predicted model, not a curated record. Gene Ontology annotation, molecular function: lipase activity.